Racocetra persica is the source of this 370-nucleotide messenger RNA. The record is from the annotation of a GenBank genome assembly. Lineage: Eukaryota; Fungi; Glomeromycota; Glomeromycetes; Diversisporales; Gigasporaceae.
UUUAGUUGUGAAUAGUAAUAAUAUUUCAUCAGAUCUCCAAAUACUUAAAUUUUCUGUACUUAGUUUAGAAAAAUCUGAAGGAUCUAAAAAAUAUAAAAGUUAUAGUUCUUAUUUAAAUCCUAUUGUAGCUCAAAAUUUUGCAAUAGCAAUUGUGCAUAUAAUUGAAAAAGAGCUUAUUAAUGAGAUUAGAUCUGCAAAAAACUGGAGUAUUAUGAUCGAUGAAAGCAAUUCUAUAGAUAAAAAAUAUCUUGUUAUUGUAGCACAAUAUAUAGCACUUAAUGUACUAGUUAUUCAUUAUAUGGGCGUAAUAAAAUUAGAUGACUAUAGAUUAGAAUAUAUCUUUGAAAAAAUUAAAGAAUUUUAUAGCUAG